Molecule: messenger RNA, 921 nt
Organism: Hevea brasiliensis (rubber tree)
Lineage: Eukaryota; Viridiplantae; Streptophyta; Magnoliopsida; Malpighiales; Euphorbiaceae
Product: ADP-ribosylation factor 1
Exons: 7
Coding region: 143-688 (181 amino acids)
Biological process (GO): vesicle-mediated transport; intracellular protein transport
Cellular component (GO): cytoplasm
Molecular function (GO): GTP binding; GTPase activity
Source: RefSeq, a predicted model, not a curated record
AUUCUUCUUCUACAUCCUUCAAAAGAAUCCUAUUCCCCUUCAACUUUAUGCCUUAGAUGAUGUCUCUAAUUGCUUAUAAAAUAUGCAGGCUAAGAUCUCUUUUUCGUAAUUUCUUUCUCCUUUGUGCUUGCAAGGUGUAGCAAUGGGUUUGGCAAUAUCAAGGCUCAUGAAGAUGCUUUUUGCAAGGAAAGAAAUGAGGAUUCUGAUGGUGGGUUUAGAUGCAGCUGGAAAAACAACCAUCCUCUACAAGUUGAAGCUUGGAGAGAUUGUUACUACCAUACCCACUAUUGGGUUCAAUGUCGAAACUGUUGAAUACAAAAACGUUAGCUUCACUGUCUGGGAUGUUGGAGGACAGGAUAAGAUUCGACCAUUAUGGAGACAUUACUUUCAGAACACUCAGGGCCUCAUAUUUGUGGUGGAUAGUAAUGACAGGGAAAGGAUUUCAGAAGCCAGAGAUGAGCUUCAUCGGAUGCUGAGUGAGGACGAACUGCGCGAUGCAACAUUGCUUGUAUUUGCCAAUAAGCAAGAUCUUCCAAAUGCAAUGACUGUUUCAGAAAUCACUGAUAAACUUGGUCUGCACUCACUUCGCCAGCGACGAUGGUACAUUCAAGCUACUUGUGCUACCUCUGGCCAAGGACUCUAUGAGGGUCUUGAUUGGCUGUCUAGCAAUAUCUCUAGCAAGGGGUAAUCCAAGAAGCCGUGGAAGCCCUCAAUACAGAAAGACACCUACAUAAAGAAAGACUUGAAACUUUCCUAUCCUAAAAGAGAAAAGCAUGCGACUAUAGAACUUCACAUGUUAUGAAUUAAUUGUUGUAAGCUGCUGCUGCUGCUACUACUACUACUACUAAAGCAUUCUAUGUAACAAAUUAUGGAGAUUUGAUGCAGUGUGAUCAAUACCAAUAUCAAUUAUUAUCUUCAAAA